Cyprinodon variegatus (sheepshead minnow) is the source of this 749-nucleotide messenger RNA. RefSeq names its product cysteine-rich and transmembrane domain-containing protein 1-like. Lineage: Eukaryota; Metazoa; Chordata; Actinopteri; Cyprinodontiformes; Cyprinodontidae. Bases 86 to 451 code for a protein of 121 amino acids. The record is from RefSeq and is a predicted model, not a curated record. The transcript has 4 exons.
UCCAUCCAUCCAUCCAUCCAUCCAUCCAUCCAUCCAUCCAUCCAUCCAUCCAUCCAUCCAUCCAUCCAUCCAUCCAUCCAUCCAGAUGAGUGAGCAGCCUCCUCCCUAUCGUCCUUUCUUCCCUGAAGGACCUCCUCUUUCUCCAGGUUUCUGCUCACCGCCCACCGCCUAUCCCGGCUCCACCUACCAGACCUUUCCUCAGAGCUUCCCUGCAUCAGAUCACACCAUCUACCAACCAGGACACGUCGGACCACCGGGGGUCUCAGUGAUACCACCUGGUUACUACGGAGAUCACCGUGGAAACCAGCAUCAUCCCUCCCACCCUCCUAAGCCCUCAGUGAUGGUGGUUGACCAGCGACCCGAUCAGCCGCAGGGCUCUUUCGGCUCCUACCUAGCGGCCUGCUCUGCUGCUCUGUGCUGCUGCUGCCUGUGGGACCUGCUGCAUCGCUAAAAUUCUCUUCAUGGCCGUCCUCCUCCUCAGCAGCUGGAGACGGACCGGACCACUGGGCGUGUUCUGAUGAGACCAGAAUUAUGUUCCAGCAAAUUCUGCCAUGUUUGGGUUUCAGAUGAAAAACUCUGCUUUCUGAUUAGAUGAUGAACAGAUUUGGAUGUUGAUGAGAGCAGCUGAGCUUGUUCUAACCUCUCAGUUGAAAUAAGUCCAUUAAAGAUCUGACCUCUAGAACUUCCCAUCAACUGCUGGUUCCUGGUCGCUUAAUGAUCUUUUGGUCAAAGAUGAUCCAUAAAUAAAG